AUGCAAUGUACUAGAUUUAACCCAGACAACAUUUUUCAACGAUUUGAGGUCAUCGAAUUCCCUAUUUGUUUUGUUGGAUUAUCAAUGACAAAAAUUCUAAAUGUUGGAGUAGAUUUAAACAGUUGUGCUUAUAUUAAAACUAAGCACGAAGGUCGCUUAGUGAGAUUUGAAGAUGCUUGGAACGUAUCAGCACCGCAUAGAACAUUUAGUAUCACCCAGAUAGACAGCCAAAGCCUUAAAAUAAAUUUUGCACCAAGAAACGAAUCAAUAUCAAAAGUCAAACAAAUAAACGAUACUGAUAACAGGUUUGUGAUUGACCUACACCUGAUUCGUACCGACGGAAUACAGUGUUGUCUAGAAGAAGAACAUUCUGAAAUAGGGAGAUAUUACAUAAGUGGACAAUAUGAACAUUGCAAAAUUACUCAUUACCCAAAUACAAUUGAAUUUGGUGAAAUAUUUAUAAAUACGUCUACAAAGAAAUGUAUACAGUUGAAGAAUGAAUGCACUGUACUAACAGUCAUGAUAAAAUACAAGAAAAUUGUUGGUUUUGAAGUAACACCAGAAUGCAUUUCAAUACCACCCAAUUGUUCUAGGAAGUUAUAUGUUAUCGCAAAACCAUCAAGUAUGAACGUUUCCAAUACUAUAACUUUUUACGUAACCAACCCAUUGGAUAGCAAUGAAACUAAGCAGAAAGAUAGCAUUUCAUUACAAUCAACAGACCUUGAAUUUCAAAAUUAUAUUAUAUAUGAAAUACCAUGCAAGCUAAGAGUCAAAUUUCCUAAAAACACAAAACAUGUAAGGGUAACGUCAUUACACAACUUGUACGAACAAGAUAAAAAGUAUACCUACGUUGGUAAAGAAAUUGAAAUACAUAAUUUGAGACAAAAAAUAGCAUUCGAUCACUUACAAGACUGUAAACAAUCACGCUUUACAAAGAAAACACUUGAGAAAACAAUCAUUGGCAAACAACGAUGUUCAUAUGAGGACCUUUUGAGUUGUAAGAAAGUGGGUAAUUUUUGUAUUGAAAAUAAGAGAGCAAUGACCACGUUUGAUGUCUUUAAUAUUGUCAUUACCCCAAAUUGCAUUGAUUUUGGGAGAGUUGGCCUAAUGACUUAUGGAGAACAGGAAAUUUACAUAAAAAAUAAUACUAAAGAUGAUGUUAUCAUUACCUUACUUGAAGAUGAGAGAAUAUUUUACACAGAUAGUAAACUAAAAACUUUUAACGUAAAAGUGAAAUCAUCGUCGCAAAGUAAUAUAAAAUUGUUAUGCUUAGGGUACAUUGAAGGGAAUAAUACGAGCAUAUUUGAGUAUAUAAUAAAUGAAAAAUUCUAUAGAAAACAUCAGUAUCGUUUGCAAGUUGGAAACCCAACAUUAAUGAUAGAAGACAGAAACUUAAAGUUUGGCAUGACAGGAACAGAAAUUUUUGUAACUUCAGUUCCAGUUAAAAUUCUUAAUAAUUUUAAUCUACCAGUGAAUUUUAAUUGGAACGAUUUGCCUCCAGAAAUACCGUUUGAAAUUACUCCUAAAAACGGCUUUAUUCCUAAGCAUAGUUGUAGAAUUUGCGACAUAAUUUACGUCUGCAGACCUUCCAAAUCGAAAAUACAUGAAGUCGAUUUUAUAUCGAAUGGCAGUACUGAGAAAAUUAUACCCCUGGAACUGAAUAUACUCACUAGAAAACUUUCAAUAAAAUUUUUGCAAUCCUUUGUACUAUUUAAAGAUAUUCCACUAAAUUUAGAACGAAAAGAAGUGGUAAAACUCGAAAACUCUUCUAGAGAAAUUGCAUAUUUUCACAUUGUUGAACCAUUAAUUCCUGGCCUAAGUAUUGAACCUAUGAGUGGAAUAAUUAGACCAAAAAUGAUAAUGACUUUCGAAAUAACUGUAAAAAUUCCUUGCAUUAUGGAGUUUUCUUUAGAUAUCAAUGUGAAAAUUAAUAAUAAAGAAAACGUUUAUUUACCUAUAACCGGAAACGUAGUUGAACCAAAACUAGUAAUACAUCCUAAGAGUAUCUGUAUGACAAGAGUGCCAUCUUAUACUAUAACAUACGUACCAGUGACUUUUCAGAAUUUGAGUCCUGCCAAAUGUUCGAUUGAAGUUUUGGGAACCGAAGAUGAUAACAUGUUUGAUAUAUAUACUACUCACGGAAAUGAAAAAGAAAUUGUCUCAAAAUUUGACGUUCACGAAGGACAAACAAAAACUGUUUACGUUAAAGUAUAUGAUGUUUAUCGUAGAGAAUAUGAUAUUUUUUUACCUUUUCGAAUAAAUGAAUUACUCGGUCCUCCAGUUCUGAACUCUUUAUCGACAGAACUUCAAUAUUACACAAAGCAAUAUGAAAAAUGCUACGAAAACAACCCCAGAGUUAAAUUAAAGUCUGUCAAUAAAGACAUUACUUACUGUCGGAUAACAGGAGUAAUAACAGUACCUUGGAUUGUGUUCUCUGUAGACAAAUUUGAAAUUGAUUUUGAUCCUCAUGGGAACAAUACGUUAGAGUUUUCGCUAACUAAUGUUUCCAAGUAUUAUUUAUACAUUUCCAUAUUAACAACAAAAUUAAAUCCUAACUUCACAUUACAUCUUUGCACAGAAGAUGCAGAGGCGUUAACUAAUGAAACUUCUAUCAAAUUCGAAUUAGAUCGAGAUACAAAAGUUGACUUUUUAGUAAAAUUUCACCCUAAAGGUCAUGGAAAAUUUGUUGCGACUGCUUUGCUAUUCCUAGACAAGCAAAUGACAAUACCGUACUAUAACUUAACUUUUGUCGGGAAACGACAAAUUCCCGCCUUUUAUGCUGACACUAAUAGAAUAGUACUUCCACCUAUUUAUGUGGGUACCGAAAUCAUUCGAAUAAUCCGAUUAAAAUUAGAAGCUGAAACAGAUAUGGAAUCAUUUACAUGUGUUUCAAAAGAGGAGCUCAAUCUAAAAGUGUCAUUUAUCGAUCAUGUUAUAGAAUUACUUAAUGAAGAAAAGCAUACUGUGGUAACAGUCGAAAUAAAAAUACUUUGUCAAGCACCAUAUACACGUAACUUAACUCUGAAUUUUAAUCAUGUUUGUGGCUCUGUAUGCGAUGUUGAAGUCAGCUUUUGUUUCACGUACUGUCCAAUAACCUUACACGCAAACACGUAUGUACAAAUUGAAGACAAUCCAUAUCCUUAUUUCCCUCAAAAAUGUCAAUCAAAUCUUUAUGAAUAUAUGGAGGCUUGUACAAGUUUUCUGGAAACAUGGAUGUUUCAACAAGGAUUUCGAAGAGAAUUGUAUCCAGUAAUUCCUAAUACAUUCCAUGCUAUUUCAUCUACAUUAACAUCACAGUCUGGAGGAGUGAAGGUGAAAGGGAUCAACGUUUCAUACCUUAAUUUUAUGAGAAGAAUUGCCAGUCCACUCAUGAAACACAUUAGGAAAAUUUCAGUUCAAGGUGUGGACGAAAAUUUUAAAAACGUGAAAGAGAUACAUGACACUUACAAAGAAAUCAUUAAUUUACUUCGUUCCCGGGGUGCUAAUUUGUGGGUGUUGCAAGCUAGAUUCCUUUUAAGUUACGAACAAUUUGUGGCAUAUUCAGAAAAUGUGACUUCAAAAUGUAAUGCCGACAUAGUUUUAACACAAGAACUAUUAUCCGAUUUUAAUUUAUAUAAUAGAUUAAACAAACAGAGCUGGCUAGAUUUAAUUUUACAGAGUUAUAAAGUUUUUAUUCUCGACAGUUGCUUUUUCGAAUGCGUCUGUGUCAGUUCUCAAUCCAGAGAUAUAGUCAAAAUAGUGAUCGAUUGGUAUAACGAACAAAUAGCAUCACAACAAAAGAAUUUAAUUCCUGGAAGAAAGAAACCAACUAAAAUCAUUACAAAUAUCACAACUGAUUUAUCUGACGGCAUUGCAAUAGCUUCAGCUAUCUUAAAUAAUUGUCCAUUUCUAAAAGAGCAUUUUUCGUUUUUUUGUGAUGUUGACGAGGAAAGUCAGGGUGGAGAUAUAAUACACAAUGCAUGUAUUAUUAUAGACGCUAUGAAUCAAUUGAGACUAUAUUUUCCACUUUGCAGUAAAGAUCUCGAGAGUCCUAAUUUCUUGCAAAUGCUAUUUUUAUCGAUUCACCUUUACGUAGCUUUGCCUAUGCUAAAACCUAAAGAUACAGUUCAAUUUAAGCCGCCUCUUCUGCGAAGCUCAACAAGACAAGUGACUAUUAGCUCGACAAACCAAGAGACACUAAUAUUCAGUUACAAUAUUUUAAAUGCUAAAAGAAGCAAUUUUACUGUAGAAAAAUCAGCUUCUAAUGAUAAUGGUAAGAAAAUUUUUUUAAAUGUCAAAUAUACGGCUUAUUUCGUUGAUGAAGAAGAUUGUCUACUUCUAAUUCAUGGUUAUAACAAAACUAGAAUUUUUGACACAUAUAUUGUCUUUGAGUUAAAGGGAAAAGUUGGUGUUUUAAAUCCAUUGAGGAAAUGUAAGGUUACCGGUCCUCUCUACAGGCCUAAUAAAGUAGACAUAUUAGUAUCAUCACCAUUCGCAUCAACGGCAAGUUUCAAAAUUUAUAUAACGGACGACGAACCAGCAAUACCCGUUAAUUUUGAACCAAAAAGUAAGGAUCGAUUCUGCGUGCGGCGUCUUAACAUAAUCGAUGAUGAAAUCGUUUUGAGCGGAAUACCAAAAGAAAACAGUCAAGAAACACAAGAACAUAAACUAUUUUUACAACUAAUAUGCCUGAACACGCAAGCUGGGAAUUCAUGGAUUUGGUUUCGAAGCGAUGUUGGCGAGUUCUUUAUAAAAGUAACAACGCAGCCGCGUUGGGAUUUACCUUUGGAUAUGCUUCAAGCUAAAGUACAAAAUUGGCCUUUGGACCCUUGUAGCUGCGGCGAAGCUUGCGAAUGCUAUAGAACUACAGUGUUAACUGUACCUCAUAGAAAUGAAUUAAUGACAAAAGCUUUACGACACGCUUUACUCGAAAACGCUACUGACAACAUGAUGCAUGUUUUCGAUCGUCUAAUCGAAACGGUAACAGGCAAAAUUGUGCUGGGCAUGCUUCUAGCAGAAGGCGGGACGAACAUUACAGAAGUCAAACAUAUCCUGCGAAGUGAGACGACGUAUCGUGUGACAUCGCGCACGCUCAAACCUCGCCUGGAACACCUAAAACUAACAAUACACUCUAAUUUUCAAUCGCCUUUGCCGAUCACUAUACCUUCAAACGACAAAUCAGAAAGGUAUUCCAUAACGUUAAUAUCGGAUUGCGGUAUGGAUAUACGCACCUACAGGAUUCUUUUAAUUGAGAAUCAGGAAGGAAUUUCAUAUUGA
Messenger RNA from Bombyx mandarina (wild silkworm), 5256 nucleotides. Its product is annotated as cilia and flagella-associated protein 47. The record is from RefSeq and is a predicted model, not a curated record. Gene Ontology annotation, cellular component: cilium. Lineage: Eukaryota; Metazoa; Arthropoda; Insecta; Lepidoptera; Bombycidae. Gene Ontology annotation, biological process: cilium assembly.